Molecule: messenger RNA, 1705 nt
Organism: Colletotrichum destructivum
Lineage: Eukaryota; Fungi; Ascomycota; Sordariomycetes; Glomerellales; Glomerellaceae
Product: Putative copper acquisition factor BIM1-like domain-containing protein
Exons: 2
Coding region: 790-1458 (222 amino acids)
Source: RefSeq, a predicted model, not a curated record
GCCUCCGCCUCCUCUUCUUCUCACUUUGUCUCUUCCACAAGGGGCCAAGCGACCACAGUCACCUUCCCCUACCGGCUCUGGUCUGUGCCGAGUUCCGAAGAUGGCAACUUUCUCCUCUCGGGUCUGAAGUCGCCGGUUGACUCUCGGGGAGACAGGCUCGCACAAAAGCCUUGUCCUAGGUUCCCUAGCCGCAAUACUAAUCGUCCGUCUCAUCAUAACUCACUUGCGUGUGUGUACUUUAUCUCGCGUGGUUGUAGACAUACAUCCAUCCAAACACCCAUCCGUCCUUACAUACACACACACACACACACACACACAUAUACUUACAUACGUAUAUAGACACACACCGGCAGACAGACCUGCCGAGAAUGCCGCAACACACGAUCCGUCUCGCCGGUCCCCUCCCCCCCAACCUAACCGUCUUCGAGACAAACGGCGCAACCAGGCUAGCCCUACAGGAUUGUUCGUUGCCUAGGUCACUUCCAGUUUUUCCCCCUUCUCGCCAAUUGACCAAUUCUUAUCCUCCUCCGUUCAUAAACAGCCCGUGUGUCCUGUCGUCCAUCCCGGGCCUAGCCACCGUAGAUCUCACCUCCAGCUUAUCCAUAAUACUUCUGUGACCUCGCGCUGCGCGCUUCCAUAUCCCAAGUCAAACCCUUCCUCGAUUCCAGAUAUCCUAGUCCAGGCAUCUUAAAUCUAGAUAUCUCAGUCCAGACACCUCACCUCACACUCGCCAAGGCUCCAACCGACUCUAUCCAGCUCUUCAACAAACAAACAAACAAACCCGCCACCAUGACCCGCCGCCUCCUCCUCCCCGUGCUCGCCCUCGCUUCCCUCGCGACAGCCCACUUCUCCCUCUCCGUCCCCAAACCCCUCGGCGACAGCGAUUCCAAGCAGGGCACCGGCCCCUGCGGCGGCUACACCCCGUCCUCCUCCUCCCCGGCCGUCGACUUCCACGUCGACGGCGACGCCGUCGGCAUGGAGAACGGCCACCCGCAGACCAACUGGCUCUUCCGCGCCACCCUCGACCAGACCGCCUCGGGCGGCUGGACCCAGGUCUUCCCCGUCGUCAUGCAGACCGGCUACGGCAGCUUCUGCGAGCCCCAGAUCGCCGUGCCCUCCAACUUCACCGGCCAGAAGGGCAUCGUCGCCGUCGUCGCCCACUCGCCCGACGGCCUGCUGUACGCCUGUUCCGCCGUAAACUUCGUCUCCGGCGCCGGCCCAUCCCACUCCGAGUGCAAGAACGCAACAAUCACCGUCGACUUCACUUCCGACCCCUCCCUGACCGCUCUCCUCGACACCGCCGCCACGCCCUCCGCUUCCGGCGGCAGCGGCGCCACCACCACUCCCAACGCAGCUCCCCGCCUGGCCGCUGGGAAUCUCUUCUCCCUCGGCCCUGCCGCCGCCAUCUUCGCCUCCGUUGCCGCCGCCGCCGUUGGCGGGGCCGCUUUGCUCUUCUAGGAAUGCCCACCGGGUGGAAGGACGCGAGCGUGCAUUUAUAUGUUUUUGGAACCGUGAUCUCCAGGGAGGGGCCUCGAAUUGAACGAGAGGAGAUCAUUGGGGAAUAUAGUAGAAAUACCAAACACGAGCCGUACCCGCUGGUGGUCCGGGAGUUAAACAUCACAUCUUUUAGUCCAUUAUGCGUCUCAAAAUGGCUCCCAUGUGUCACCCACCUGUGUGCUCUUCAAUCUGACGAGAACGCGGAGCU